This is a messenger RNA of Saccostrea cuccullata (small rock oyster), 1500 nucleotides long. Its product is annotated as protocadherin-15-like. The record is from RefSeq and is a predicted model, not a curated record. Gene Ontology annotation, biological process: homophilic cell-cell adhesion. NCBI's taxonomy places the organism in Eukaryota, Metazoa, Mollusca, Bivalvia, Ostreida, Ostreidae. Bases 1 to 1419 code for a protein of 472 amino acids. Gene Ontology annotation, cellular component: plasma membrane. The transcript has 12 exons. Gene Ontology annotation, molecular function: calcium ion binding.
AUGACCCCCAAUGGGAGUACAUUUCAUUGGUUGAAAAUGAAAGGGGGUUGUGAUGUUCCAAAUUUUAUUGAGAUAAAGGAAGAUGCUACAGGCAAUAUACUCAAUAAUUCUAUCACUACCGAUGUUGUGUUUUCUUGGUCCAUAAUUGAAGUAUCAGGCCAUCCAAUAGGUAGUCUCAGCUUUGAAAACCAGCAAAAGAUUAAAGAAUACUUUUCUUCGGGCAGGAAUAAUGCUUCAGUAUGGAUCAACGUUGUAAAGGCAAUUGACAAGGAAUCUCUUAAUCUAGUAAUUGGGCUGAUUGUCAGUUUUAUCAAAAUACGAGUAACAUGUGGCGCCACAAGCACAGAUAUGACAGUUGUUGUGGCGGCUGUGAAUGAAUUUCCACCGGAGUUUCGAGCUGAGACUUAUUAUGUCAAUGUUUCAGAGAGUACCUCAGUAGGACGGACGGUGUAUACUAUUAAUGACGUCAUUGAUAGGGAUGUAGAUGGACCAUCAGAUCGAACGUAUACCGUUUCCAGAGCUCUUGAAGAGUUUGACGGAACGCCAUAUUUUGAAAUGGAAAGUAUCAGUAGUCCAAUAAUUGUCCUGCGACGUGUUAUAGACUAUGAUGCAAUAGUUGAUGCCGGCAAGGUACCUACCUUCCUGAUCAACGUGAAUGUUGCGGACAUGGGUGGAAAGACGGACAAAGCUUUGUUUAACUUUACAAUUAUUAAUGAAGAUGACCAGCCUCCAACAUUCAUACCGAAAUGUGGCAUCGACUGUACAACGUGCUAUACAACGAGUGUCCCCUUAGGACAUAGAGGACCCCUGACCAAUUUUACGCCGGCAGCUAUCAGCGCUGUUGACCUGGACCAGCAGCACACAAUGAGAUAUAGUAUAAUUCAAGACUCAGAAGGAUACCAUGCAAGUUUUGAAAUAAAUGCUAAUACUGGUGUUUUGACUGCAAUCUCUGCUCUUCGACAAACGUCCGUUUUACUGAUCACGGUAACAGAGAAUUCUGCUUUACAAAGGUCAGCGAUUACGACUGUUCUUGUUAAAAUAGCAGAUAAAGGGCCAAUGAUACAGGUAGAACCAACAGGAAUUGAUAAAUCAGAAGAAAAUAUAGUAACAGUAACACCCACUGUCAGCAAAUCAGUAGAAAAGGAAGAAGAUAAUCAUAUAUUGAUAAUACUUAUUGUGGUUGCCAUCUACUCUCUCCUUGUCACCCUCGCUUUGCUUUCAGGAUCCAUUGUGUAUUGCAAGGGAAAGAAGAUGAGAGCGGUUAUACACGCAAAGGCAGGCUUCUCUCCUUUCGGCUCGGUAGAUACAACCGAGGAAGGAAGCGGUCAAAAACAAGAAACGAUGCAAUCAUACGGAAUGUUAACUACAUCUUCUGAUGCAAUGAGUAAUCAGCUUCCUCCGGCCAGUACAGAAAUAUAACAGACACUGAGGAAGAGAGGAAUUUAUCUACCAUAUAUAAAUACUAACAUCAAACUUUAGAACUCUAAGCAAGCGACAAAA